GUUUCGCUCUCGUGCUGGGAAGCGGGUGGAAAAAUCGCACUUUCCUUUUCGCACACACGAAGUGCAGUCAGAAAUAAAGUUGCUCACGUUACAUACAUAUAUGCGACAGAGCCCAUUUUACGUGACAACCUUGAAGGACUUGUUUAUAUUGUUUUAUACGUUGUUGUUGUUGUUUUUUUUUCUCUCCAUUCGAGUUUGUUUAAUUAACCGGUGAGCAGGAGUGCGUUCCGGUCUUUGUGCCUGUAUUCGCGAUCCGUGGACUGCUUAGUCUAGCAAGGGACCGUUGGACAAGUUAAAUCGUAAAACCAAUCGCUACAAGAACCGGAAAUGCCGCAAGAUACGGACGUGCUGUCCGAGCUGGACUUGGAGGAUCCACCGCAGGAGUUAGUCGCGUGGGCCAAGAAACAUUUGAACGAAGAUCCUGAUACCCGUCUGAAAGUGCUCGACGAUUUCCGAAACAUGAUUUACAAUCGUGGUGAAUGUGUGCCGCAUCGGACGGACGAUGCAUUUUUGCUUCGUUUCUUGCGGGCUCGCUAUUUCCAACUCGAACGCUCUCACAGACUGCUGGUGAACUAUUACAACUUCAAAGAGAACAACCCGGAAUUCGUCGAGGAUGUGAACCUCAAGCACUUGCAGAGAAUAGGCGACGACGAUAUAAUCACCGUACCACCGUACAGAGAGCAGAACGGAAGACGCAUUUUAUUAUACCGGAUAGGGAUAUGGGAUCCGAAAAAGUUCACCAUCACCGAACUGUUUCAAGCUACGUUGGUCAUCUUGGAGUUGGCGAUUCUAGAGCAGCGAGCGCAGAUCUUAGGCGGCGUCUGCAUGUUCGAUUUAGAAGGUUUAUCUCUGCAGAAGUCUUGGCACUUAACGCCCAGCGUCGCUUCUAAAAUAGUGCAAAUUAUGGUCACCAGUUUCCCAAUGAAAAUCGAAGCCAUUCACAUAGUCAAUCAAUCGUGGGUAUUUGAUAUGGUGUUCAACGUUUUCCGACCAUUCUUGGACGAGAGAAUGAGGAAGCGGUUGUUCUUCCACGGCGAUGAUUGGGAAUCUUUACAUCAGCACAUAGAUCCUAAACAUUUACCGGAACGAUACGGUGGAGUUCAUCCCGAUUACAAUCACAAAGACUGGAUGAAUUAUUUUUUUAGAACUGAUAAGAUUAUCCAAGAAAUGGAAUCUAUGGGUUACAAACACGAUGAGAAUGAAGAUGAAACGAAUAGUGAGAAAUGAGUUUACAUUUAUUUCGUAUUCAGUUUUUGGUGUAGUUAUUAUUAUUAU
Nicrophorus vespilloides is the source of this 1275-nucleotide messenger RNA. Its product is annotated as alpha-tocopherol transfer protein-like. The coding region runs from base 328 to 1227 and encodes 299 amino acids. NCBI's taxonomy places the organism in Eukaryota, Metazoa, Arthropoda, Insecta, Coleoptera, Silphidae. The record is from RefSeq and is a predicted model, not a curated record. The transcript is spliced from 6 exons. Gene Ontology annotation, molecular function: phosphatidylinositol bisphosphate binding. Gene Ontology annotation, cellular component: membrane.